GGCGUAUUUGUAGGGAUAACGAUAACACGCUCGUCCACUGUGGGCAGAAAGACGCGGCUGCUGCUACAGAGAUACAGAGCUCACUGACUGACGGGAACCGGAGGGACUGCCUCGCCACUGUGAGGCGUAAAUGGACACAACAUUCCCUAAAAGAAAGACGGUGCCCGUAAAACGACCUGUGUCCCAAAUGCGUCCGGUAAAUUAAUUCGCGGAUUUGCUGUAUAUUAAACCCCCCGUUUUCCAUCCUGCACAACGGAAGUUUCUCUGACCGAUUUUUGGAGGAUCUUUCUUUUAUAGUCUGCAAACAUGGAAGAGGACAACCAAGUACCCGAGGACCUGUCUUUAGAGGAAAGAGAUGAGCUGUCGAACAUACGACGCAGGAAAAAAGAGCUUCUUGAUGAUAUUGAACGGCUGAAGUUUGAGAUUGCCGAGGUAAUGACCGAGAUUGAGCAGCUAACUUGCGUGGGGGAGAGUAAGACAACACAGAGAAAUAAACAGAUCGCCAUGGGGAGGAAGAAGUUCAACAUGGACCCUAAAAAGGGGAUCCAGUUUCUUCUGGAGAACGAUCUUCUACAGCACACCCCAGAGGACAUCUCUCAGUUCCUCUACAAAGGCGAGGGGCUCAACAAAACAGUCAUCGGGGACUACUUAGGGGAACGGGACGACUUUAACAUCAAGGUCCUCCAGGCGUUUGUGGAGCUUCAUGAGUUCGCAGACCUCAACCUCGUACAGGCCUUAAGGCAGUUUCUGUGGAGCUUCAGACUUCCUGGCGAAGCCCAGAAGAUUGAUCGUAUGAUGGAGGCGUUUGCCUCCAGGUACUGCCAAUGCAAUCCUGGCGUCUUCCAGUCCACAGACACCUGCUAUGUCUUAUCAUUUGCCAUCAUUAUGCUGAACACAAGCCUGCACAAUCCCAAUGUCAGAGACAAGCCCCCCGUUGAGCGCUUCAUCUCCAUGAACAGAGGGAUCAAUGAGGGGGGAGACCUCCCAGAGGAGCUACUCAGGAACCUAUACGACAGCAUCAAGAGCGAACCGUUUAAGAUCCCAGAGGAUGAUGGGAAUGACCUGACACACACGUUCUUCAACCCAGACAGAGAGGGCUGGCUGCUUAAAUUAGGGGGCCGAGUGAAAACCUGGAAGCGAAGGUGGUUCAUCCUGACUGACAACUGCCUCUACUACUUCGAAUACACAACCGACAAGGAGCCUCGUGGGAUUAUCCCACUGGAGAAUCUGAGCAUCAGGGAGGUGGAGGAGCCCAGGAAACCUAACUGUUUCGAGCUCUAUAACCCUAACCACAAGGGCCAGGUGAUCAAAGCCUGCAAGACGGAGGCAGAUGGGCGUGUCGUCGAGGGAAACCACGUGGUGUACAGGAUAUCAGCGCCCACGCCGGAAGAGAAAGAGGAGUGGAUUAAAUCCAUCAAGGCCAGCAUCAGCAAAGACCCCUUCUACGACAUGCUAGCCACCAGGAAGAGACGCAUCGCCAACAAAAAGUGAAGAGGGACAAUCUUCUCCACCUCCAGCUCCUCCAUCUUUCUCUCCCACACAUAAACUACACACAGAAGCUGAUUCACAAAAAGAAAGAGUCCAACUGGAAAGAAACUUCAGUUUUUUCCCCUGGACGGUAUGCAUUGCUGGGUAGACAUCCCACUACUGAGGGGACAGCAGAGCUUCAGGAAACUCAAAUGUGUGGACUCUUGCCUGGAGCAACACAUGAUCAACCAACAGCCAGUUUGUUUCUCCUCCAUCUCAAACACACCCCCUACCUCCCCCUCUCAUGGCCAUCACAUGUUCUAGGUCUCUCUAAAGCACAACUGCCAUGUUUCAGGUGCACAUGCAUGCAUGUGGAUUGUUAUAGGCAAAUAUGUUUGUGUGUGUGUGUGUGUGUGUGUGUGUGUAUGUGUGUGUGUGUGUGUGUGUGUGUGUGUGUGUGUGUGUGUAUGUGUAUUUGCAGCGGUGUGCAUGCUAUCAAUGCACACAGAAUCUACAUUAUGGGUGCAUUAGUGAUGCGUUACCUCCACUUUGCUUUAUGAGAAAGUCGUUGUAAUUCAAAAUCAGAGUUCAGAUGCAUGGUUAGCUACACAGGGGAAUGAAAUGUGAGUAUGAAUUGAGACGUUUUGAGGAUGAAGGUUGGAAAAAGGAGACAGAUGUUCACAUAUGGGAGGUGGUGGGUGGAUUAUUGCAGCAUAACCUCACCCGUACCAUGUCAUCUCAUUCUGGUGCUGAAUUCUUCUCUACCGGUGCCAUGGCUGAAGCCCUGCUGGGAGUAACCUCACAAAACAGCGGUGGCUUACAUUUAGGUUCCUCACACCGCAUUACAGUCUUGAGUCAGCUGGGCUGAUUUUUUAUUUUAUUUACGUGGAGCAGAGAAUUUUGAAAAGUGCAUACUUUUUUAUUUUAGUUAUGUACAAAAGGAGCUUUUGCCAAGGCUUGAGAUUAAACUUGCUCUUUGGACGUAAAUGUGUAAUCCUUAAGAUUUUAUUCCUGGUCCAUUUGAAAUCUCAACCAUCAUUAAUGUUCGUGACAUCAAGUGGGGUCUAAAACUGCAGUGAAGAGACAUUUAGAAGUCACUUUGUCACAAAAUUGUAUGUAAAGGCUGCAAGGGAGUCUCUUUCAGUACCAAUGAAAACUAACAUUCAGAGAGGUAUUUCCAGAAGGUAAAUGCUCAAAUUGGCUUUGCAUAGAUUGGCUAUUGCAGACUCAAUGCUGACCAGAAAAAAAGACCAAUAUGAAUUUAAGGAUUUGAACUUUUACAAGUCUACUGGGUAGGUUUUAUUUAUGGCUGUGCAAUGGCCCAGAAGGGUACCAGUCCGAUUAAGCUUUUCUUCCUCUCUUGUCUUUGGCCUGUCAGUGAAGGUCGAUGUAUUAUUGUGAUCCUGUUUGCAUUUGGUUUGUAAUCCUAUAAAAUCCUUGCUUGCUUUUGUGUUCCUCUUUAAAGGUAUAUAAAUAAUUAAGUUAUGUAUGUGUAUAAAUAGUGUAUAGGUUUUCUGGUCUCUUUGUUGUAGUAUGCACACUCUGUGUAACAUGUUCGAGCCUUCAGGCACAAGUUUGCAUCAGCUGAAGUUUGGGGUCUUCUUUAAAAAAAAAGCCUUAAACCGAAUCAUAAGAAAACAUAUGAGGAUGAGGAGGAUAAAACUGACAAUAUGGGUAAAUAACUGUGACGAUGCUCUUUAAAAAAGCCAUUACUGAUGAGUGAGGAAGAGGGUUGUAUUUAUGAUGAUGAUAAAGAUUAUACUGAAAAUGAUGUUUGAUGUUGAUGAUGAUGAUGAUGAUGAUAAUGAAGAUGAUGAUGAUGAUGUCAAAACUAUAAACAUCAUUAGUUUUCUAUGUGAUUGUAAAAUAAAAGGAAAGCCUUGUGGUCAGGGCAGAAUAUCUUCUACCGCCCUGUGGGGGCUUAUAAUUAACUUAUAUUAACUUUUAUAUUCUCUGUAAAAGCUAUCGGUCACGUUAUACAUUACGUGUAUCUAUAUAAAGUAUACGUAAAGCUUAAA
Molecule: messenger RNA, 3485 nt
Organism: Eleginops maclovinus (Patagonian blennie)
Lineage: Eukaryota; Metazoa; Chordata; Actinopteri; Perciformes; Eleginopidae
Gene: cyth3b
Product: cytohesin 3b
Exons: 13
Coding region: 307-1491 (394 amino acids)
Biological process (GO): regulation of ARF protein signal transduction
Molecular function (GO): guanyl-nucleotide exchange factor activity
Source: RefSeq, a predicted model, not a curated record